Dicrocoelium dendriticum is the source of this 945-nucleotide messenger RNA. The record is from the annotation of a GenBank genome assembly. NCBI's taxonomy places the organism in Eukaryota, Metazoa, Platyhelminthes, Trematoda, Plagiorchiida, Dicrocoeliidae.
AUGAUCAAACGUAAAACCUCGCGGCGCAUUUCUGCCCAAUAUUACGUAUCCGCCGAGGAUCACGUGGAGAAUGAAGUGAAACAUGAACGCUUAUUAACGGAGACUUCCCGCUUGUCUUCUUCUUGGGCAAAUUUAAGUGUCUCUGGGCUGGACAAAAUGGAAAGUGAUUGUUCCUCGUCUCCGUCUUCGAACAACAGUCCGAAUCACAGACCUAAUUCAUUCAGCGGCCCUCUCGUGAUAUCUGUCACUUGUUCCGGCUCCUCUUGUUCUAGCGUUCACAGUUGUUGUCCCGUUCCACCAAACAGUAACCGUGGCGCUCCAACGAGUCCCACAACUCACUUUCUAUCUUCCGGUCAUGCUUCUCCCAUCUCUUCCCCGGUUUCUUCUAGGGUUCAGUGCUACUCUCCGGGAUUCUUGACCUCGACGAGCUCCCCGACGCCUCGACGGUCUAACCCAGGAAGUGCAAGUCCGCUUUUGAUAUCCACUGCUCUGAACAGAAAACGAGGGCAUGCAUCUUCGAAUGUGACUGUUGGAGGUUCUAGUGCUGACACGAGUCGGGAGGCCUCUCCCGAUCCUUACGCGCAUUCCCGUAGCCGCAAGGCUAUGCGCCAAUCAGAUGGCCGUGUUGUGUCUCUAUGUGAUACGUCGCAUUUUCGUUGGCCGCCAGGCCUACCUGUUGCAUCGGAUCCUCCCAGUCCUUCUUGCCACUUGUUCCCCUCUGUAAGCAAUUGCGCAGCACCUAACAGCUCAUCUUCCUCAAGUGUGCCGUCACCUCACUUAUCCGUUGCUUCUACUCCAGGCAACCACGAUUCACCGACUCCCGCAAACGUGUCCGGUUUUUCUCUGCCUACUACUGAAUCUCAACAGCCUUCAACGGUUUGCACUAUGGAAAAUAACUUUUUUGCUACCACUGUGGGUGUAACCACUUCAUCGGACAAGUUAUAA